This is a messenger RNA of Silurus meridionalis, 2148 nucleotides long. Its product is annotated as E3 ubiquitin/ISG15 ligase TRIM25-like. The transcript is spliced from 6 exons. The coding region runs from base 125 to 1777 and encodes 550 amino acids. Gene Ontology annotation, molecular function: zinc ion binding; protein binding. The record is from RefSeq and is a predicted model, not a curated record. Lineage: Eukaryota; Metazoa; Chordata; Actinopteri; Siluriformes; Siluridae.
UGAGUCCUCCCACUGUCACAAUUGUGUAACACGACACACUUACAGGUUGACAUUCCAAGUAUAAGGAAACAAAAGUCGAAGGAGCUCGCUUUUCUGUGCACGCUUGUUCUUCGAGUUCGGCGAAAUGGCAGAAGCCGUUUUAACAGCGCAGGGUUCGUUCUGCUGUCCGGUCUGCCUGGACCUCCUAAUGGACCCAGUGACGAUUCCAUGUGGACACAGUUUCUGUCUGAGCUGUAUUAAUAGCUGCUGGGAUAAAAGAGCACAUUGCACUUGUCCCCAGUGCAGAGAGACGUUCGUUCCGAGGCCUGUGCUUAAGAAGAACACCAUGCUAGCUGAACUGGUUGAGGCACUGAGGAAGACGAGACUUCCAGCUGAUCAAGUUGCCGUCUCUUACGCUGGACCCGGAGAGGUCGAGUGUGACAUUUGUUCUGGGAAAAAGCAGAAAGCUGUCAAGUCAUGUAUGGUUUGCCUGGCCUCGUAUUGUGAAGCUCACAUUCAGACCCACUACGAUUGUCCGGCGUUAAAGAAACACGAACUGGUCGAGGCCUCUGUGAAUCUUCAGCAGAAGAUCUGCUCGCAGCACGGAAAGAUCCUGGAGAUUUUCUGCCGUGCCGAUCAGAAGUUUAUUUGUUGCUUGUGUGUGAUCGAUGAUCACAGUGGCCAUGAGACGGUCUUACCUAAAGCAGAAAGAGCUGAGAGACAGGAACAGUUCUUAGAGACCCUGAGAAAAUCCCAGCUGAGAAUCCAACAAAAAGAGAAGAACAUCCAGGAGCUGAAACAGGAUAUGGAGUCUCUCAGGCUCUCUGCAUUGGCAGCUGUUAAAGAAAGCGAGACACUCUUCACCAAUCUGAUUCAGUCCAUUGAAAAAAGUCGCUCGGAGGUCAAGGAACUGAUCGACGUUCAAGAGAAAGCUGCACUGAGUCUGGCUGAGGAGCUUAUAAAGAACCUGGAGCAAGAGCUUGCUGAUCUCAAGACGAGAGAUGGUGAGCUGGAAAAGCUUUCCCAAACACAUGACCACAUCCAUUUCCUGCAGAGUUUACAGUCUUACAGUGUCUCAAUUGCACAUGCAGAACUUCCCAAACAAAUUAUCAUACCUACAUUUUCAAUUGAAGAACUGAGGAAUGCUGUAUCUGGGGUGAAAGAACAAGUGGAAAAGUUCUAUAAACUGCAUUUGGUCAAAUUUGAAGACCACAAUUCCUUGUUGCCUGAACCAAAGACCAGAGAAGACUUUAUGAAGUAUUUCCGACCGCUGACUCUGAAUCCGAACACAGCACACCGUCGGCUCUGUCUUUCCGAGGAGGGCAGAAAAGUGACGGUGACUCGUCAGGCUCAAAACCCUCCUGAUCAUCCCGAGAGAUUUGACUUGAUACAGCAGGUUCUGUGUAAAGAGACUUUGGUGGGCCGUUGUUACUGGGAGGUCGAGCAGGUUAGCAAGCACAAUUCUUCAAUUGCGGUCACCUACAAAAGCAUCAGCAGGAAAGGCGAAAGCAACGAGUCUAGCUUCGAGCAAAACGACAAGUCCUGGAGUUUCACUUGCUUUAAGUCGAAAUACAUCUUCCGGCACAAUAACAAGGACGUCGAGGUCCCUGUGGACAAAAGCUCCUCUAGAAUAGGAGUUUAUCUGGAUCACUGGGCGGGAAUUCUGUCAUUCUACAGCAUCUCUGACACCAUGACUCUCCUCCACAGAGUCCACACUAUAUUCACUCAGCCCCUGUAUGCUGGCUUUCAGAUUUUUGGGUAUGAUAACUAUUUCAGAAUCUGUGGUCCUGAGAUAUAAGAACACGGUUUACAUUUCCGCAUGUUAUUGUAAUUAAGUAGUUUGUGUACUUCUACUUUUUAAAGUAGUUUUUAAAAUCUGUAAUUUUACUUCAGUAUGUUGUGUUAAGGCUACAUUUUAAAUCAUAUCAGUUACUGAGUAAAAUAAAUUAAUAAUUUUAAGUAGAAAAAAAAAUCUAACUUGUAAACGUAAUUGUUGUGUUUCAUUGCAUCACCGCGUGACUUUGCUUAUGUUGUUUAGCACCUGGGUUGGAAAUGAACGGGGGACAGGACGGGACGGGACGGGGACUGUCAGUGCACAAUAAAGCUAGCACGUUUAGCAGUGUCUCAAUUUAUGUUUUAUGAAAUAAAUAAAAAAUAUGUUAUACACUG